UGUUGUGCUCUCCUCUGAUUGGCCGGCUGCGAAUGUUUACGGAAGUACUGAAGUGGAGGUGGUUUCACGGGACCACCACACAGCCCGAGCCCCAGGAGCUUCUUCUAGUCCACGUCCAACAUGCAGGCAGAGGAACACGGCAGUCGGCAAGUUACUGAUUUGGUGAAAUCACCGGGGACAUUCCGUGUACUUGUUGCUGUGACCGGAAGCGUCGCAGCAUUGAAGCUGCCUCUGUUGGUCUCCCAGCUUCUCCAGCUCUCUGGGGUGAGCUGCUCCAUAUCUGUUACCUCCGUGGAAGUAAGAGUCGUCACUACGGAGCAUGCCAAGCACUUCUUCAACCCUGCAGACAUUUCUGUAAAAAUCUACAGCGACAAGGAUGAGUGGGAGCUGUGGACACAGAGAUCUGACCCUGUGCUCCACAUUGAGCUCAGGCGCUGGGCAGACCUUCUUGUCAUUGCUCCCCUGGAUGCCAACACUCUUGGAAAGAUUGCUAAUGGAAUUUGUGACAAUCUGCUGACGUGUGUGGUGAGAGCCUGGGAUAGCACUCGACCUCUCCUCUUCUGCACUGCGAUGAAUACAGCCAUGUGGCAGCAUCCCAUUACAGCCCAGCAGGUAUCCAGGCUGAAAGAGUUUGGAUAUGUGGAAAUCCCCUGCAUAUUUAAGAAGUUAGCAUGUGGAGAUGAAGGUAAAGGCGGCAUGGCAGAGGUGUCAACUAUUGUCGGUGUUGUGAAACAGUAUCUUCAGAGAACAGAUGAGUCAUCUGAGAAAACUUGAACGCCACGUCAUGUUGCAGUAACAUGCCGACAAAGACCAAUUCAAAAUACCACCUCACUUCUUGGCUGGUGUGAGCCGACGGUCAUUAGUUUCUAUCUCGUUGACUCUUUUGUUGUUCCCCUUUUCGACAGUGACAUGUUUAUUCCCAAUUCACACUAAAAUGUAUAAUGUUCCAUUUCUGUUUACAAAGCAGAAUUUAAUUGUUGACUUCAUGAGGCUGACACACAUGAGCUGAGAAAUGCAGUUCAGGCUUUUACAGUGUUUUUACAGUCUAAAUGUCUGUCUGUCACACAGAUCUGUCUUGUCACUCCAACUCCAAGAAUGUUCACUAUGCGUGUCAUCCUUGUUUCACCUUGAAAGAGUGUGUAGUAAUGUGCUCCUUUUUAAAGAAGCUUGAUUAAUACAGAAAUAAUCAAUGCAGUUAUGGUCACUGUGGUUAUAGCUUUUCACAUUGGAAUUGUGUCUUUUAUAACAGGAGGAUGAAUAUAAAUGUUGUCAUUAUUAAAAGUAAAAUACAAAACAUUGGAUUAAAAAUACUGUUUAUGAAGUUUCA
Messenger RNA from Hippoglossus stenolepis (Pacific halibut), 1327 nucleotides. RefSeq names its product phosphopantothenoylcysteine decarboxylase (gene ppcdc). Gene Ontology annotation, cellular component: phosphopantothenoylcysteine decarboxylase complex. The transcript is spliced from 5 exons. Gene Ontology annotation, molecular function: phosphopantothenoylcysteine decarboxylase activity; FMN binding. The coding region runs from base 121 to 774 and encodes 217 amino acids. Gene Ontology annotation, biological process: coenzyme A biosynthetic process. NCBI's taxonomy places the organism in Eukaryota, Metazoa, Chordata, Actinopteri, Pleuronectiformes, Pleuronectidae. The record is from RefSeq and is a predicted model, not a curated record.